Calliphora vicina (urban bluebottle blowfly) is the source of this 1152-nucleotide messenger RNA. RefSeq names its product THO complex 6 (gene thoc6). Gene Ontology annotation, molecular function: protein binding. NCBI's taxonomy places the organism in Eukaryota, Metazoa, Arthropoda, Insecta, Diptera, Calliphoridae. The transcript is spliced from 2 exons. The coding region runs from base 86 to 1132 and encodes 348 amino acids. Gene Ontology annotation, biological process: mRNA export from nucleus. Gene Ontology annotation, cellular component: THO complex; transcription export complex. The record is from RefSeq and is a predicted model, not a curated record.
AAUAAAAAAAAAAUAUUUUGUGUGCCGUGUUUUUCGCGCUUAAAAUCUUUUUAUUAUAUUAAAAAUAAAUGAAAUUUUGUUAGAAAUGUCAGCACUUACUUCCCUACGUGAUCCGCAAUUCGAUUAUAAAAUAAAAAGAUUUUAUAAUUGUGUUCUAGCCCAAACGAUAUCGAGCUCCGGCAAGUUUUUGUUUGCCGGCAAUAGAGAUGGCGACAUUUUCGUGCAAAAAUUAAAUGAUCUACAAAAUUCAGAAGAACCUCAUGAAGCCAUAAAAAUCUAUGCGCAAGGUGAUGAAGUGGAAAUAAAUUGUUUGUGUUUCCAUCGUGACUUUUUGAUAGUGGGUUCCAUUGGUGUUGUGUAUGGUCUGAAGUGGUUGGAGGAAAAGGGUGAACUGGUUAAUAAGAGAUCUUGGGAAAUUAAAAUACCCAUUGAGGCCGAUGCCAUCGAGGUGCCCGAUGUUAAUUGCAUGUGGCUGAGACCAGAAACCGACUGUUUGUUUGUGGGCUGUGGUGACAAUGUUAUGUAUGAAAUUAGUUUGGAAGAUGGCCGCAUAGUAAGAGAUUUUAAAGGCCAUGAGGAUUAUAUACAUGGUGUUUGUGGAUUUGGGCCAAACAAACUGUACUCCGCCUCCGAAGAUGGCUCAGUGCGCUUUUGGUCAUGCAAUGAAAAAGAAAGUGUUGGCAUUAUAGAACCCUAUAAAAAGGAAAGUUUAAAUCGUCCCGAAAUGGGUAAAUGGGUGGGUGCCCUAGCAGUUAACGACGAUUGGCUGGUGUGUGGUGGUGGCCCCAAAUUAUCACUUUGGCAUUUACGCACUAUGGAAUGUACUAACGAAUUUCCCUAUCCCGGCAAAGUGCAUGUAUGCGAUUUUGUUGAAGAUAUGAUUUUUGUGGGCGGAGAGCAUACAAAUGCUCAAUUCUAUGCCAUGAAUGGUAAAUUAAGAGCUGACAUAAAGACGGAAAAUACAGCAGUGUAUUCGGCUGUUUGGCAAGUGGAACCACAACGUUUUAUGUCCAUUGCCGGUUUCAGUAAUUGGCUGUCUAUACUUAAUGAUUUUCGAUUUUUGGAUAGUAAAAUUGAGCUGUACGUUCCUAAAGAAGGUGACGAGAUCAGUGAUGAAAAGAAAUAUAAUUAAUAUAAAAGCUGAACAAUAAA